Molecule: messenger RNA, 156 nt
Organism: Synchytrium microbalum
Lineage: Eukaryota; Fungi; Chytridiomycota; Chytridiomycetes; Synchytriales; Synchytriaceae
Exons: 2
Coding region: 1-156 (51 amino acids)
Source: RefSeq, a predicted model, not a curated record
AUGGAGCCCAGCUUUGACGAUAUCGUCAGUUUGUUUGUCGAUACUUUCAAUGUUGAGCUCAGCAAAGAAGAAGGAGCGACCUCCAGACAAUUCGACAUAUGUUUUCAGGGUCAAAAACACGAGCCCGAAAGACACGGCUUGGGUAUUUCAUGGUGA